Messenger RNA from Oxyura jamaicensis (ruddy duck), 3303 nucleotides. RefSeq names its product acidic residue methyltransferase 1 (gene DCPH1). Gene Ontology annotation, molecular function: phosphatase activity. Gene Ontology annotation, biological process: DNA damage response. The transcript has 6 exons. The record is from RefSeq and is a predicted model, not a curated record. Bases 1 to 1485 code for a protein of 494 amino acids. Gene Ontology annotation, cellular component: nucleus; cytoplasm. NCBI's taxonomy places the organism in Eukaryota, Metazoa, Chordata, Aves, Anseriformes, Anatidae.
AUGGCGCGGCACGGACUGCGAGGCCUGCCUGCGGAUCUACCUGUGCUGACGGAAGCACGCAUCAGGGUCAGCGUAAGGGUGUUUUUCCCAAACCCGUGUGAAGGAUGUUUAAUAGCACGGCUUCGCGUGACGGCUGAAACACCCAUUUCCUCUGACAGCAAGCUCCACAAAAAGGGACACAGAGCUCCUCCGAAUACCACAGAAUCCUUUGCGUAUUUUACAAUUAAAGACAGACUGCCCCAGAUCCUCACAAGAACUAUUGAUACACUGCAUCGACAUAAAAAUGAAUUCUUUGAAGAACAUGGUGAGAAGGGUGUUGAAGCAGAGAAGAGAGCUAUAUCUUUCCUUUCCAAAUUACGGAAUGAAUUGCAAACAGACAAACCAGUGACUCCCUUAGAAGAUGAGCUGCCUGAUGCCACACUGUGGAACCAGUACCUCGACUACCAACAAAAUUUAUCAGAUGGAAAUGGAGGACCAAGUUGGUUUCAGUCUCCUUGGUUAUAUGUAGAGUGUUACAUGUAUCGAAGAAUUCAUGCAGCGUUAGCACAGAACCCACCUAUCGACAACUUUGAUGUAUUUAAAGAAGGAAAGGCUCAAAAUUUCUUUGAAUCCCAAGGGGCUAUUAUUGCCUUAUGCACUUACUUUCAGGAACUGCUUAAAAACAUAAAAGACCUAGAAGAGAAGCAACUUCAGGAGGAAUUUUUUAAGCUACUGCAGGUGUCAUUGUGGGGCAAUAAGUGUGACCUUUCUUUUUCAGCUGGUGAGGACAGCUCUCAGAAAUCUAGUCCUCUACAAUGCCUGGAAGAUAUGGUGCCUUUUAUCCUAGUGAAUGAUAUGGAAAAACUUUGGUCACUACUUAAAAAUGCCAAAAAUAGAAAAACAGAUAAAUGUAAAGUUAGAGUUGAUAUAAUCCUGGAUAAUGCUGGAUUUGAACUUGUAAGUGAUUUUGUGUUGGCUGACUUCCUGUUAUCAUCACUGCUAGCUGAUGAAGUCCAUUUCCAUGGAAAGAGUAUUCCAUGGUAUGUGUCAGAUACCACAAAGAAUGAUUUUAAUUGGACUAUAAAACAGCUUCAGGCAGCUAAUCAUAUGUGGAUGUCUAGAUGUGGGAUAAACUGGGAGGGCAAUUUGAAAAAGGGCGUUUGGGUUUACCGCGAUCACAUGUUUUGGACUUUGCCACAUGACUUUUCCAGUAUGGCUGAGGUUGCUCCUGAUUUGUAUGCUGAUCUACAGAAGUCAAACUUGCUUCUUUUUAAAGGUGAUCUAAACUAUAGAAAAUUAACAGGGGAUAGAAAAUGGGAGCACACUGUUCCUUUUCAUCAGGCUUUGAACAAGUUUCAUCCUGCACCUCUCUGUAGUUUGAGAACACUGAAAUCUGACACGCAGGUUGGCCUGAAACCUGGACAAGCAGAACAAAUUCAGGCUUCUGAACCUGAAUGGAUGAUAAGUGGGAAAUACGGGGUGGUUCAGUUUGAUGCUGCUCUCUGACUCCAGUUCCUAACAUUUAAUGGCAGAUUUAAUCAAAGUUUUAACUCUGUUAAAAAGUUUAACUUUUUCUGUUCAAUGCUUGGCUUCAGCAAUGUUUUUGUUCUUGUUUGCACUUUUUCUUCCAAGCAAUUUGUUGUUGUUGUUCCACAAAAGACUUUGGUGUUCUGUAAAAGUUCACAGUUUACAUAAAUCACUCUGCAUUUCAAUAUAUUUUGUGUUCCUAUUGUCCAAUGUCAGCAGAAGAUAUUUAAGAUGAAUGUUUAGUUGUCCAUAAUUUUUUUCUUCAUCAUUGGGUAUGAAGGCUUAUGCCUAACAAGUGAAAAAUCCACUUUGGAAACAGUUUUCUCAGCAGUAUCUUUGCAUGUAUUUACUCGCUUCAGGAUAAUUUGUUCUCCAUGUGCCAUGAAUUGCAUGACAGUUAAUGUUUUAUCAAAAGCACAAAUGAAUUAUUUUGAAUAUGGUCAUUGCAGGACCAUAUUUUAAAACUGUUUAAAAUAGUUUACUUACACUUUUUACAUAUUAUGUGCUGCUUGUGUCAAUUGACAAAGUACUUUCAUUGUUUUUUAAAUUGUUGUCUUUAUUUGAAAAUAGCAGUGCAUUAAGAGAAGAGUUUUGGGGUGAUAUCUGGGAAAUAUUGACUUAAAAUUUGAAAAUGAAAUUUAAAAUUUGAUUUUUAAAGCAGAAGUGGAUGUUGCUAGCUGUUUUGCCUGUAAAAGGGGAGUUAUCCCAUCAGGUAUGAAGAUUAGUAGGAAAACGGACAAUUUCAUUUUAAGAGUGGGGAAGGUUUUAUUUAUCUAAGAAUCUCAACCAAAAACAACAACAACAACAAAACACAGUUACCUUGCUAACUGGAUUUUAGAUUUAAUAAAGACUUGAACUGAAGGUGGCCUGUCUACCACCAGUAUUGGUGGUUCACGCAUUGCCGCCUCUUGAUUGUGAACACUUUUAUUGUUAAAUAUAGUGCUUUGUACUUUUUUUUAAGAAGGAUGCCACAUUUUUUAUGGGGGAAAUAUAACCCCAGUUGCACUGAGAAGUACAAUGUAUGCUAAAGAUACACAUGCCAUACAGGUUGCUGCUAAUUAGAGUUAUGUCCCGGUUUCUUCUCCUCCACCCCAGUCUCAGUUUACCUCAUUCAGAAGUUGGGGGAAACUUUGGAAUAUUUUAGUGAUUUUUCAGAGUGACAUAAAAGGGGAGAUGCGUUAUCUGUUUCUAAAGAAAAAAAUUAAAAAUAGAUUGUCAAGUCUUAAAGUAUUUUUGUUGUUUGAAAUAGGGCCUUUUUGGAGGACUGAUAUGAUGGCAGUGAUAACUGCAGGUUUGUUAGAAAAUAACAGAAUUUCCCAUAGCGUCUGUCUUUCUAUCUAUGCUGCUGUCUGGAGCUGCUAAAAUUAGUAGAAUUUGCUGCUGGUAACCGAGGUCAUUAUGUUACAGAGAACAGGAGCAGACCAUAGGUAGAGAAACUUCAUCUUCUAUUUUAUAGAUACAGUGAAAUCUUAUACAGCAAAAAGGAGGACACAAGUGUCCUUACUUGGCUACGUUCUGGAACUGAAGAAACGUGUACCCUGACAAAGGAAUCAGAAUGUCUGUGUGGUAGAAGGUAGACUAAAAGCAACUUCUGCACUUGACGGUUAACCUAAGACAAGGGUAAGCUUUGGUAGGUCUAAAGCUAUUUUAGUCUUUGAAAAUGAAGCUGGAAUCCCUUCUGGUCAGUGAAAUCACUGGCAAAAAAUGUCUCAUUUCACAUUCUGACAUGCAGAGAAUCAGCUGGUGCUAUGAGAUACUGUGUUCCUGUAAUAAAGAUCAAUAUAAUGGAUAAACGUG